CGCAAAAGAGGUCCCAGUUUCUCUCUGUUUCUCUCCCGUUGCUGUUACCUGUUUAGUUACCUGUGGCUCUGUUACCUGUGUGUGGUGUGUGUGUGUAUGUGGGGGGGUUAGUGAUUGUGGUGAUAAUUUUUGAUAAUGGUGAAGUGUGUUUUGGUGGCAGUGGUGGUGAUGGUGAUGCGUGGUGGUGAUAUAGUGACAGUGUAUUGGUAUAGUAGUGGUGUUGGUGGUGAUAGGUAGCAGUGGUGGUGAUGAUGUGACUGAUAAGAGUGGUGUUAGUGUGGGGUGGUGAUGGUAUCUUUGUAUUGGUAUAGUAGUGAUGGUGGGUGGCAGUAGUGGUGGUGAUGUGGUGACUGACAAGAGUGGGUUUAGUGUGGUGGUGGUGAUAGUAAGUGUGUGGGUAUAGUAGUGGUGUUGGUGGUGAUAGGUAGCGGUGAUGAUGUGGUGACUGACAAUGUUGAAAGUAUGAUGCAAUGUAAUGUCAGUGUGCCUCGUGUAUGUGUCAGACUUCAAAACAGAGAGAGAGAGAGAGAGAGAGAGAGAGAGAGAGAGAGCAUGCUAUUCAAUUAACACCUGUUCCACGCCUGCCUCCGUGUCUAUCAAUGUAAUAAUCGUGAACUACAUAAAGUGCUAUACGAGAUUAACAAAAAUACAACAAAAAAAGGUUACGUAUGUGAAGAGAAAGUAAAAGUUCCCAGGUUCACUUAAGUAAGAGACCGAAGGAGAAGAUAAAGAAAAAAGUGGAAGAAAGAAAAAAACUGGACCGUUGAGUACUUUUUUUUUAAUCUGUGUAACUUUUAUAGACGCAAAACCGCAAAACAGAUCCGAUUAACUGAGUGAACUUAACGUAAUUAUGUGAACGAACACCACUGACACACACACACACACACACACACACACACACACACACACACACACACACCACAAAUACACGGUGUCACUGAACCAGCAAACAUGUGAACUUGAGAUACAGAAGGCGGUUUGUGUAGCGUGAGAGUGGCCGCGGUGAUGGAGGUGAUGUGAUGCGAUGGUGGUAGCUGCGUGAUCGAGAUGGGGACGGCAUGCAGCUGCGGUAGGAAGGCGCCUGAGGACUCGCCGCAUCCUGAGAAGCGCAACGGCCGCGUGUCAGGGAACGAGGAGACUCAGAACGGCCCGCUUAACACCUCCGCGAACGGCCAUGUCAAGGAGGAACCAGCGGCUGAGAGAACUGAAGGAGGAAGGGAAGAAGGAAGAGGAGGAGAGACUUGUGUAGAAAAGGAAGGUCAAAAUGGAGGCAUAGGAGGAAAGGAGAAUGAAAGCAUAGAACUGAAAGCACAAGAAAGAAGGAAGAGUGUGGAAAGGGAAGAGGAAAAGCAAGAUAGUCACAGAGGCGAGGAAGGAAAGACGGAAAGUGACGAGAAAGGUGUAUUAAAAAGUGACUCGACAUCUGCUGUUACUGCUUCCCCUACACGUAAUUCCCCUGCCACCCUGCUGUUCUCCCUGCCCCGCCCCCUCCUCCGCCGCCCCCUCCCCCGCCAGCAGAGGUAGGGGACGGGAGCAACGAUGCCUCUGAGGAAGAGUUGCUGAGCGUGAUGGCUGGAGAAUUAGCCGCCUUGGUGUCCCGGCUGGAAACUGCCGUGGAGAGGCUGGAGAAGGCCGGGGUCGGGGACAAGGGACAGGGUAGCGCUGCAGGGACUCAAGCACGUCUGCAGGGCCUUAAGUGGGGUGAGGAGUGCACAGUGCCAUUCGUUCUGGCCUACGAUGACUUGCUGUCAGGCCCCUUUAAGACCUUCUUUGACACCAGCCAGAAGAUUGGUGGUGAUGUGGCAACCAUAACCAACCUGGUGCAGGAAUGCUUCAUCAACCAGCGAGCCUUCCUGGUGAUGGCGUCCAAGAGCCAGCGACCCCUUGACACCGAACUACCUCAGGUGCUGGAGCCAACCGGCAAGAAGAUCCAGGCCGUGAUAGCUUUCCGGGAGUCCAACAGGCAGUCCAAGUUUUUCAAUCACCUGUCAGCCAUCUCUGAGUCUAUUUCUGGCCUGUCGUGGGUGGCCGUGGCCCCGGCACCAGCCCCCUAUGUCAAGGAGAUGGGCGACUCCGCUAUGUUUUACUCCAACAGAGUCCUUAAAGAUUACAGGGAGAAGGACAAGGUACAUGUAGAGUGGGUACAGAACCUGAACAAUGUGUGGAAGGAGCUGCAGGAGUACGUGAGGAAGUACCACACCACCGGCCUGUCCUGGAACACUCGAGGUGGCAACGCCAUGAACAACCUUAAAGCGGCUCCACCCAACUGUGGGGUGCCUCCUCCCCCACCACCUGGCAUCCCUCCCCCUCCCCCCAUGGUGAAGCUGGAGCCCAAGGCCGCGCCAGCGGAUGACGGCCGCUCGGCACUCUUUGCCUCCAUCAACAAAGGGACUGAGAUCACUGCAGGCCUCAAGAAGGUGGGAAGGAAUCCCAAUGCCCGUAAUAGUAGAGUGACUGAUGACAUGAAGACUCACAAGAACCCAAGUCUGCGUGAGGGACCCAAACCUUUUGUCAAACAGUCUAGUCCCAGCAGCCGUGCUUCCCCCGCUAAGGACGUCUUCGCCGGCACCCCCAAACUGGCCCUCGAAGGCAAGAAGUGGUUUGUUGAGUACCAGAAAGACAACCAGAACAUUAAAAUUGAUGCCAAGAUGGAUCAGUGUGUGUACAUCUUCCGGUGCCAGAAUGUUGUAGUUCAAGUUAAGGGUAAGCUAAACUCCAUCAUCUUGGAUUCCUGUAAAAAGUCUGCUGUUGUGUUUGAUGAUUUGGUGUCUGCACUUGAGGUAGUCAACUGCCAGUCAUCCAAAGUGCAGGUGAUGGGAGUGAUGCCAACCAUCUCCAUUGAGAAGACAGACGGGUGCCAAGUGUUCCUCAGCAAAGCUUCCCUCAACACGGAGAUUAUCUCAGCCAAGUCUUCAGAGAUGAACAUCAUGGUUCCCAAGCCUGAUGGCGAGUUUGCUGAGCUGGCCAUCCCUGAGCAGUUCCUGACCAAGGUCAACGGACUGUCCCUCACCACCACCUGCACUGAGUCCUGCUAGGAGGCUGGCUGCUGCCACCACCAACACUCCAGGUGUCUUUGCCGGUGCAGACUGAAGUGUCCAAAAGGUCCUCAGUGACAUGCAAUUUAUUGCUCUAGUGGUUUGAUGCAGAAAGAUGCUCAUUUGCUGAAUGUUUCAUAGUUUUUAAUUCACGUCAGUAUGAGUAAAUCAGUUUAUGACCACAGUGUUUGAGUGCAUCAGUAGUGAACAUGGUUCAGUGCUGCUGGUUAUAAACAUAAAUUGUUUUGGGUUGCGUUGGUGCACUCAUUGCCUUCUAUGAGCCGAGGCAGGUUGGUAUAUACUGUAAAAAUAACCAUACUAUACUCUAUAAGAUGUUACCUUAUUCAGCUCAAAUUAGGGACUUUUCAUGACAAUAUGCAGGUUGGCUGUUAUAGUAUGGUAAGAAAGUACACUUAGCUAAUUCAUCAUUAGUUUGUUGCUUUACAGUAACAUACAGCAACAUUACAUGUGAAGGUGUUGCAACAACACUUCUUGAUCCCACCAAGAUACUGCAAUAUGCCAGUCUCUUAGUUGUGAUUUGUUGAAGAAAUGGAAGUACCAUUGUUAACUUAAGAAACUUAAUUUGUGUAAUGUUUUCUCCAAACUGCAAGUUGCAGAUCCAGAAGCUACUUAUGUCUGUCUGUACAAGUGUUUCAUGUGAAAAAGAUGCAAUCUGUAUAAAAUUAAGGGAAAUCAGUUCAGGAUAUCUGUUUUACAAUUUUCAGGAUCAUAACUUUUUCCAUUGUCUGCUUUAUGCUUGAGGUAGUGUAGGUAAGUAAUUUAUUACUGCUCGUCUCUAGUCUGUGACGGAGUUGGUGUGGCUGUUGACACGCUUGGGACUAAUGCCACAUGAGUAAAAGAGAAAUUUGGGGAAAAUAUUAGUUCUUAAUUCCUUUGUUAGUCAUUAUAAACUUCACAUGUUGAUUAACUGCAUUCUUCCAUUUUAUAUGCAUAUCAGCAAUGUUUCUGAUGUAAUGGAAAAAUGUACUGCAGUGGGUACAAUGUAUGAGUUUUCAUAUUAACCCUUUCUGA
Portunus trituberculatus (swimming crab) is the source of this 4067-nucleotide messenger RNA. It is a transcript of the gene capt, whose product is annotated as adenylyl cyclase-associated protein 1-like. Gene Ontology annotation, molecular function: actin binding; adenylate cyclase binding. Gene Ontology annotation, biological process: regulation of adenylate cyclase activity; cytoskeleton organization; cell morphogenesis. The transcript has 11 exons. The record is from RefSeq and is a predicted model, not a curated record. Gene Ontology annotation, cellular component: cytoplasm. The coding region runs from base 1569 to 3035 and encodes 488 amino acids. Lineage: Eukaryota; Metazoa; Arthropoda; Malacostraca; Decapoda; Portunidae.